AUGGGGGACGAGUUGGACGCGUUGACAAAUCAGCUCAGCGAGGGUUUCCAGGUGGAUCCAAAUUCAUUAGGUAAGCAUUCAUUACGCUUUUAUUUUCUCGCUGCAAAUUGCAAACUGAAACAUUUUCCAGGAGAGCAUCCCAGAUAUGCACAGUUCAAAAAUCUCGCCAAAGCGGCCGAGCAGCAGGCGAAACGGCGCGAAGAAACGUUGGAACGAUUGAAAGUACGAGAGUUUCCGGAAAUUUUCAACAAAAAAGUGAAUUUACAGAAUGGACGCUUCGAAAAAUUGAUGAAAUUGCGAAAUCUGGCGUGCGACGACGCGAAUUCGGACGAAGAAGAGGCUCAGAGGGCCGAGGACGCCGAAAACGUCGCGCAGAUUUUCGGAGAUGCACAGCAGAGAAGACAGGUUCCAAAGUACGUCAAAACUAUCUGAUAACCGAAAGUUGUCGCAGAAAAAAACUGCUUCAAAAUUGAAAAUGUAAGUAUCUUUGCAGGUAUGCAGAUCAACUGAUGCUCAGCGAGUGGCUCGUCGACAUUCCCGAGACGCUCUCCACAGAAUGGACAAUGAUGAUGGCGCCACAGGGAAAAAGAACACUAGUCGUCGCAGCCAAGGUAUUUAGAAACGAAUUUCCUCUUGAAAAAUUUCAGUUUUCAGGGCUUCACGACCGCCUACAACAAGAGUGGCCGCCAAGUUGCUCAGUUUCAGUCGAAGCUACCGGGCGGCAGUUCCCGCGGAAAAAGUGAGUUAUUCCGCUUAGUAACAGCAAAAAUCAAUUAAAGUAGCUCGAUUUUCAGACGGUUCGUGGACAAUUCUCGACUGCAUCUACCACGAUCGCAUCUAUUACGUACUCGACGUGCUCUCGUGGAACGCCCACGAAUACGUGGAGAAUCCGUUCGAUUUGCGUCAGUUUGUGCUCAAAUCCAAGUUGGAAGAGACUCCGGAGCUCGGAAUCACGUGCUCCGGCUUUCGAAAUGCGUUUAUCGCCGUGCCGAGCUGUCCGUGCUCUCGCGAAGAGAUGGCUAAACUCAUGGACUCCAAACCGAAGUAAGUUUUAAGAAAUGAUUUUUUUAAAUCAGCAAAAAGUCAUUUGAAAUCAAAAGUUUUCGCAAUAACAUAUUUUUUCAGUUUCCGGCUCGACGGACUGCUCUUCUACCACAACUCGGUGUGCUACGAGCCGGGACAGUCCCCGCUGGUCGGAUGGCUGAAGCCAUGGAUGCUUCCGGAAAUUCUCAACGUUCCCAUUCCGGACAUGUAAGUUUUGCGGCUCCAAAAAUCUCUAAAAUUGUUUUAAAAUUAACUCAAUAGAACCCGAUAUUUCUUCAAAAUCUUUCUCAAAGUGGGAAUUGGCCGGAAAUCUUACCAGACCACUUCAAAGUUUAAGAUUCCUAACUAUAUUUUCAUGUUUUAGGUACUACAAGCAAUCGAAAGGACGCACGACGGCCGAGUACAUUAAAAUCUUCAACGACACGCACAAACACAAAUCAAAAGUGGCCAGCUCGAUGGAGCAGGAUUGA
Molecule: messenger RNA, 1514 nt
Organism: Caenorhabditis sp. 36 PRJEB53466
Lineage: Eukaryota; Metazoa; Nematoda; Chromadorea; Rhabditida; Rhabditidae
Source: the annotation of a GenBank genome assembly